AUGCCUCCCCCUCAACCGGUGACCCCAUCGCCGCACCGAUUCGUAAUCAAGAAAGAUGCCCCUGCUCGAAAGACCCCUCUAGCACAAGAAUACAAGCCUCGACCUAGUCAAUUCAACACCACCCCGCGGUUCACAGUCUCUUCGACCCCGCGACCUACUGCGACGCAGAGUUAUGCCUCUGCUACACCCUCUUCGUCGCGAUAUUUGACGCCGGGAAAGAGUGCACAAAAGGAGCACGAGGCGAUUGACAUUUUAUCCUCUGAUGGUCCAACGAGGGACAUCCAGGAUUCAGUUGAGGCGGAAGAGCAGGAUCAUGAAUUAGAUUAUCUAUCUGAUGAAGACGAUUACGCGUUGGAAGAGCCUGGUCCAAAGCGGCGGCGACUCUCAUCAUCUCCUUUUCAGCUAAGGGAAGAAGACCACAGCGACCAUGAGCCACAACUAUCGAACUCCUCUCUGCAAAUACUAUCAUCACCACCGGCUCCCCGACACGCGAUCACUACCGCAGCAUCGAGGUUCCUAAUACCAGCACCGCCGUCCACUCCCGCAGCAUCUAAUCUUACCCAAUCAACGUUCCGAAAACCACCUCCUUUCAGACCCCCCGAUCCAUCCGAGCAGGCGGCUUCACAAAAGGAUCCCCUGCCUGACCAUUUCUCACCCCAGAAAGGGGGGCGGAAAUAUAUCCCCGGCGGACUGGCAGCAGAGCUACAAGGCUGGUUAGUCAACAUGGAGUCUACGCUUCCUUCGAAUAUAAAUAGAGAGGAUCCUUGGCUUGUGAAGAUUGUAGUUGAUGAGGUCAGUGGGGGCGCGAGGACUGGGAUGACGAUGAUUAGGGGGAGGCAAUUGAAGGCUGAGGAUGGGAUGAUUGAGCAUGAGACAGAGAUGAAGGUAAUUCUUGCUGGUGAGGGGACAAUGGUGGGGUUACAGAGGGGGAGUAUAGUUGAGAUGGGAAAGACGAUUGGAGUUAAAGGACCGGUUUGGGAGGUGCUGCUCGAGGGCGAGAAAUGGGGAGUUGGAGUUGACUGGAAAGUCCUACCUGAUUGA
Molecule: messenger RNA, 1041 nt
Organism: Lachnellula hyalina
Lineage: Eukaryota; Fungi; Ascomycota; Leotiomycetes; Helotiales; Lachnaceae
Exons: 2
Coding region: 1-1041 (346 amino acids)
Source: RefSeq, a predicted model, not a curated record